UACAGCUGCUCUUGCGGCGUGCAUAUGUAACAAAUUUUUGUCUUGUUUGCUAAUAAGAAUUGUACAAAAUCCAGAAAAAGCAUGGCAGCCACAACAAAACUGACACUGUGGCCUAAACUGUCGCAGCAGCUCAUCCGCCUUAUAAACACCCAGCCCGCACUUCACUCCAACUUUCGGUCGUCGAAAGUGGUGGAGCCCCUCGACCAGUACCCGGAAGUUGAAAUAGUGCACAAUGCACCCGAAUGGAAGUACGUGGAGCGUCUACUACCACCUCGCAUAGUGCCACAGCCAAAACCAAAGGAGAGUUAUCCUUCUGGGUGGCAGCCACAAACAGCAAACGCUUCGGAGCGAUCUUACUAUAUUGCACGCACAAAGAAUCAUAUGGUGCCCGUCUAUCUACACACACGGUUCAGGGGCCAGCGACGAUUGACCGUGGUCCGACGCGUUCAGGGCGAUAUUUGGGCACUGGAGCGCGACCUUCGUGCGGUUGUUGAAAGCGCACGUAAUGGUAAGCUGUGCGCCUCUCGGGUCAACGAGCUGAGUGGACAAAUUUACUUCCAUGGCGACUACGUAGACGUGUUGCGUGAUCACUUGAAGUCACAAGGUUUCUAGCUAGUUACAUUUCUUUGUCCAUUGCUCAUUGUUUUAAUUCAAUACACAUAAAGAAUACAGUUACAAAAAAAUCAUA
Messenger RNA from Scaptodrosophila lebanonensis, 688 nucleotides. It is a transcript of the gene mRpL49, whose product is annotated as probable 39S ribosomal protein L49, mitochondrial. The transcript is spliced from 2 exons. Lineage: Eukaryota; Metazoa; Arthropoda; Insecta; Diptera; Drosophilidae. Gene Ontology annotation, molecular function: structural constituent of ribosome. Gene Ontology annotation, cellular component: mitochondrial large ribosomal subunit; ribosome. The record is from RefSeq and is a predicted model, not a curated record. Gene Ontology annotation, biological process: translation. The coding region runs from base 82 to 612 and encodes 176 amino acids.